GCGCACGUAUCAAAUGCAUUCAUUCCCUUUUAAAAACAUCGCGAAAUACGAAACAUACGCAUCCAUUUCCUUUCGAAAACAUCGCAGUGAAAUACGAGGUGCUGUAGCCGGCUCACUCUAGUGGAAUUUUUGAUACGACGCCACAAUUCGGAAGAUAGUGCUUACUCGAAAAUAUUUGCACGGGAGGAUGAAACUGCCGCGGCUGGAUCUAUCGAUGCAGAAGAAGACGUGCCGCCCAGCCAUGCUGGGUCGCAUUUGGCUGGCCACGCGGAGGCACCUGACUCUGGAACACUCGCCCUCGCACCAGUUCGCCUGCUGCCAGUGGCAGGCUGGCCAGAGACCUUCCACCGCAUACCUCGUAUAUAGAUGGAUACUCUUCAUCGCGAUCCUCUCAGUCGGUGUUGCGAGUUUCGCAUGCCAGCGACUGCCCCCGCGGUACGAGGGCCCGCCAGUAAAGCUCAACUAUUUCAAAUGGUUCAUUUACUUCACCAAUUGGGGCUUCAUGAUGAUCGCGCUUCAAGCCGGCCUGGCGCUGGCCGUCGUGGUGCGAUACAGGAAUAAGAAAAACUGCAACUUCAUAUGUGAAGACGAGGAUGCGCUAACGCCCCGCCGCCCGCGCACGCCCCUUCUAUGCCGUGCGUACUGGCUGGCGCAGAACAUAGCCACCGACCUGGCGUUUGUCAUCACUCUCAUCUACUGGGCACUGGUCUAUGAUCCCAAGCUCCACGACAUCGACGCUGUCAAUCUUCUCGUCCAUGGCGGAAACUCGCUGCUCAUGAUCUUCGAAAUGGCCAUCACGGCGCAUCCUAUACGUUUGGCGCAUGCGCUGUACGGCGCCGGCGCAGGCCUCGCGUACGGCGUGUUCAGCGCUAUCUAUUGGGCGCUUGGUGGCACCGACCGGCUGGACAUGCCUACCAUCUACCCUUCACUAGACUGGAAUCAACCGGGCAAAGCGUUCGGGUUUGUUGCAUUGUGCGCGGUCGUGAUGGUAGUCGCACAUGCAUUUGCGACUUGUCUUGUCGCACUGCGACUGCGACUAGCCGCACGACUGCGCCCUACACGAUGUACCGGGGAACGCCUCACCCUACCCACUCACUGAGGGCACAGGAAACAAGUCUGAAAGAGGAAUGUUACGGGACUACGUUACCGUAACUGAAACUUUCGGAUAUAUGAAAUAAAUAAAUAAUCCGAAGUAAAAAUACAUACAUAUGUAUGCGAAGUAAUACGACCAGGGACGAACCUUGAAACUCCGCAAUAGGACAUCGGAUAAUCAGAAAAAUAUAUUUGAAUAAUAAUUUUUAAUUAAUACUGUUAUUCCAAUAUUUGUUUAUAAUUCUUGUAACAUCCUUGGUCUGAAGACAUACACGCUCAACAUUAUUAACUAUAUUCAAAUUAAUGCAUAUAUGAGUGGCUGUAAUAAUAGCAUAAUAUGGUCAUAGCAUGUAGCGUGCCAAUUUUUAUAUUUAAUGCUACGCUAAGAAAAGAACAAUCAAAUGCCUAGACAUCCAAAGAAAUGAUAUCUACCCUUAGCAAUAUGCAAUAGCUUUUAUAUUAACUUCUAAAAUUAGAUAGUUAAAAUGAAUUGAAUGAACUGUGUCGAAAACAUUCCCGUAUAAUAUUUUAAAAAUGGUCAAAGAUGGGUCGAAUCCGUAUAAAUAUGUAUAAUUAUGUAAUAUCAAUGUAUUUUAAAUACCAGAUUUGUAUUUAUUCGUGUUACCAGUUGUAUAGUAGCAUAGGAUAGGUUCAUGACUCCAACGUCGUAGGAUCAUGAAUACCUUGUCGUAUUUGUGCGAACACACAGUUUGGAUGAGUAUUGUUUUUACAUUGUGAUUUUGUGUUGGUGAUAGGUACAAGGUAUACUAGAAGAUGUGAUACGUCACUUGGUUUAGUUGCCUUAGUUUUAGAAAACCAAAUAAGUAGUUGUAAGAUCUAAAAUGGCUUGAGUCUAUGUAAAGAAAAUGUCCAAAAGAAAAUUUUGAUGUAUUAUAAAAACAUAUGUAUCUAUUUAUAAUAUGUAAUUUUGGAAUUAUAAUUCGCUAUUUUUUAAUUGAAAAUAAAAUUUCUUCAAUUUCAAUCAAAAUUACUUCGAGAAUAUUUUAAUUGUUUUAACGCAAAUCUUAAGAACGUAUAAACUUAAGCUAGACAUUAGGUUUUGCAUAUAUCUUAUACUGCCAAUGCCAUAAACUUGAGCAUUUAUUAUAAGGAUAAAAUAAACGAGAUCUGUUAUUUUGUGAAAGUAGGUAUCCUUUUAUUUCUAAGAGGGCCCCAUACCUAUCCCACAAUAGGUAGCAUAUUAAUAAUUCUCAUAAUUAGUCAUCAAUACAAGAUUCUAUACGAACACGAAUUUUGAUUUGAAUCAAAGAUGUAUAAUCCCCGUGCGCGUUUUUAUAUGUAUUUCCAGUUAGUAGAAAAUACUUUUUGCUUCACUUGAACUAUGACACAUUAGUAACUUCCUACUUACUGUAAGUACCUAUGCUUUUUACUUAGGUACCUAUUAUAAUUUUGCACUUUACAUGUGAAAUAAACAUCGUUAAAAUAUAAAUCCAUACUAAUAUUAUCAAUGUGAAAGUAAGUUUCUGUGAUUGUCUUACAAAUCAAAACCACAACCGAUAUCUCCCUGAAUGCAGAAGGAAGCGCGCGAAGCCACGGGUGAAAGAUAUCUAGUAUAAAUAAUUAGUUUCGAAUAUUUGUCAUUCCCUUCAUGUACGAUUUUCUUGAUUUAUUUAAUUUAAGGUCGCAUUUUUUAACGUAAGGUGGGAAUUCAGCUAAACUAACGAAUGCGAUUAAAGUCAAUUUAUUAUAUAUAUAAUAAAGCAAUAAUUGUGCACUACAUUGAUGUUUAAUGUUGAUGAACUUGGCUUACACUUUGGCUAUAUUGCAACAAGUUAAGCGGGCACAAAAACCGGACUUCAAUACUUUAUCAAAAUAAUUUGAACAAAAUCAGAUCAGCUGCGAUGCAGAGAUUUAUGAUUUAACAUUACAGAAAAGCUUAAAUUUUGAUUACAUUAUUAGUUAUAUACUAAGUACAAGUUUUUAAAAACUAAAUUCAAAUCGUUCAGUUCAUUGUACUUAUAACUUUGGUAAAAAUUGUCAAGUACCUAGUUUCUUCUCUCACCUAUAAAAAAUAUCUCUAUAAAUAUAUUUUAAAUGCAUUUUCGAAUGAAAAUGCUGUUUCCUCUUGGCCAAUAAUAAAAUAAAAAUAUAGACGGCACGGGUAAUUCUUUCACAAUCACCGAAUAAAAUAGAGUAAAAACAAUCAUGCUAGUGUACCAUAUGUUUAAUUUCGUAUUUUUGUUCGUCGUCAAGUGAUUUUUAAACUUAAAAUUAGCAACCCUAUGGGAUACAUUCUCGUAGAAUGUUAAUUCAUUACGGUAAUAAUCAGUUGCCUCAUUUCAUUACCGUAUUGUAUAUUUAUUUUCUAAAGUGUAACUUACACACAAGUUACGUUAUAAUUAUAUUAUUGAAAUUUAUUCCUUUAACUUGAAAGCAAAUGUAGGUGAUAAUUUUAUAUCGUUCCUAACAUUAAUAUUUAAUUACUUGCUGUGAUUAUUACUUGCUAUUAUACUUUAAAACAAACGUAUAGCAAUAAAUAUGUGAAUUUUUGGCUGUAUUUAGAUAUAAUAAUUUGGCAAUUGACUGACUCAAAAAAAUAACUCAAAGUAUUAUUUUAAUAAUAGUACACACCCGUAGU
Messenger RNA from Amyelois transitella, 3691 nucleotides. Its product is annotated as protein rolling stone. Gene Ontology annotation, cellular component: membrane. The transcript is spliced from 6 exons. Lineage: Eukaryota; Metazoa; Arthropoda; Insecta; Lepidoptera; Pyralidae. The record is from RefSeq and is a predicted model, not a curated record. The coding region runs from base 188 to 1099 and encodes 303 amino acids.